AUGGCAAAGUCAAACAGGAAGAAACGUCCACCACCUUGUACACCUUCUCCUAAACCCUCGACUGCAAAAUCAAAAUUGACCGGUGCCGGUACGGGACGAAUCGAUUAUAGCCUUCUUUCACCUCCUGACCAAGCCAUAGAAGUGAGCGAUGAGGAUCAAGAAGAUUCUCCUGCUAGGAAUACGAGAUCGAAAGUCACUCUAUCCCAAUUUUCUUCAGGGUCCGACGUAGUGUUUUUAUCUACCUCCAAGAAGACAGGUUCACCCGCACCCGCACCUAAGAAGACUCAUCCUCAGAAUCAGACUCAUCCUACUUCUUAUGCCAAGGCAGUCAACCCAAUUGCUUCUUCUUCCUCUUCCUCGUCCAAGGGAAAAUCUCGUCAACGAGUACCUCCCUCAUCAUUUAUCACUAACUCCGUCGGCUCACGUCAGCUUGUCACUCCUAAAGCUAAAGCUAAAGCGACCUCUUCGUCCACUCUCGCUCCCCCGCACGUAUCGCACAACCACCAACAUCAAGAGAUCGAAGCUGAAUGUAUCAUUUGUUCCGAGGAGAUCUCUGAGAUCCUGGCGAAAGCGGAGAAAGAAGGCAAAGGUGGGAUUGGAGGUGGAUUGGGAUUGUGGAGUUGCGAACUAGCAGGAUGUGGUGCUUUAUUCUGCAUCGAAUGUGCAAUCGCAUGUAUCGAUCGAUCAAUUUCCACAACGCCAGUUGCAAAACCGACUUGUCCGGCAUGUACGAGGGAGUGGAAUGUAGAGGAAAUGAGAGAUCAAGCUAAAGCUUAUGAUUCUUCGACAUACCCUGAUUUGGCGUCCGGGCAACAAACACCUUCAGUAACUGCAAAUACCCAAACCGAAACGAAUGAUAAUACCACUACGCAUAAUACUGCAGCUCCCCUUACUUCAGUCGAUGGCUUCGUACAGGUCGGGAAUGGGAGAUUGCCAAAAGCAGCUAUACCAGCGAGAGAGGCGAUGAAAGGUAUGAAUAGAGGUGGUAGUUCUGCCGAUAGGGCUGGAACUACCAAUCGAUACGUUCGUUAG
This is a messenger RNA of Kwoniella mangroviensis CBS 8507, 1032 nucleotides long. RefSeq lists its product as uncharacterized. The record is from RefSeq and is a predicted model, not a curated record. The transcript is spliced from 2 exons. The coding region runs from base 1 to 1032 and encodes 343 amino acids. NCBI's taxonomy places the organism in Eukaryota, Fungi, Basidiomycota, Tremellomycetes, Tremellales, Cryptococcaceae.